AUGCCAUUUAAUUUUCAUAAAUUAAAACAAUUCUUCAUGUUUACAAAGCCUGAAAAUCUUAACGAUGGUAGCUUGAUACUUAAUCCAAAAGCAGCACAUAAAUAUUCUUUGAUUUGGGUAAGAGAAAUAAUUGAAUGAACUAGAUGCAUGGUUUAGGAGAUACUGCAUUUGGAUUUAUGGAUCUCUUUGAAUAAUUACCGAUAGUAAAAGCAGAAACAAAAGUAUUAUUACUUUAAGCUCCAUAAAGAGCAGUAACUAUUAAUAUGGGAAUGAAAUGCACAAGUUGGUUUGAUAUUAAAGUACUUAAAACAGAUUCUAAUGUUGAACACUUUAGCAAUAAUUUCAAAAGCGUAAUCAAUAAUUAUAUUACAAGACAGUUUCAAUGGAAGAAAUAGAAGAUUCUAGAAAAAUCAUCACAAACUAUUUAGAUUAAGAAAUUAAAUUAGUUUAAUCAAAAAAUGUAUUUAUAGGAGGAUUUUCUCAAGGAUGUUGUAUGGCUUUAGAAACUGGAUUAAGUUAUUCUUAAAGGUUAGGAGGUAUAGUUGGUUUGAGUGGUUAUUUAUUUCCAACUACUUAAAUGAAUGAUAUAUAAAAAGAAACUCCAAUUCUCUUAGUUCAUGGUUCAUAAGAUCAAAUGAUCCCAUGUGUAUUAUCUAAGAAAAGUUAUGAACGAUUAGAUAAUACAAAGAGAUAAUUAUUUGAUCAUAAAGUAAUUCCUCAAAUGGGUCAUGAAGUUCCUAUGCCAGUUAUAAAAUUGAUGGCAGAAUUCUUUUAGAAAACUUAACAAUGAAAAGAAUAUUAAUUUAGAAAAAAUAAUAAAUAUUAUAAAAAU
Paramecium sonneborni is the source of this 832-nucleotide messenger RNA. The record is from the annotation of a GenBank genome assembly. NCBI's taxonomy places the organism in Eukaryota, Ciliophora, Oligohymenophorea, Peniculida, Parameciidae.